AUCUCCGUAUGUAAACCAAAAUCUCGAACUCUUGAUGAAACGAAAAUGUCCAGUUUCAAGAAAGCCACGGAUGACCUACGCCCCCCGAACCCCAUGGUAGCUGCAUCCGAGAACAAAGAGAACGAAUCGCCCAAUAAGCCCAGAAAGUGCGGUCUUGCUACUAAAGAGAGAGCUGUUCGAAACAGCAAGUUGAAAGACGGAGCAUUGAAGCCAUCUUCACUUCAACUGUGCAUUAAGAAGCAUGAUUCCGAUUCGAAUUCAGGGAAUCUAUGGGACCAUUCAGAUUCCGAGGCGGCUCCGGCUUCUUCUUGGUCUACUCUACCAAACAGGUCAUUGAUCUGUAGGCCUUUGCCUGUGGAUAUAGGGAGGUGUACCUGUGUUAUUGUGAAGGAAUCAUCUCCAGAUGGGUUCUGUGGAGGCUCUCUCUACUCACUCUACACCUAUGAGGGUCAAGGAAGACAGAAUCGGAAGCUUGCGGUAGCUCAUCACAGAAGGCGAAACGGGAAAUCUGAGUUCAGAGUGGCUCAAAAUUUCAAGGGACUAUUAAUGAGUUCAGAAGAGGGUUUGGUUGGGAAUGUAACAGCUAAUCUUAUGGGAUCAAAGUAUCACAUUUGGGACCAGGGGACACUAAACUCUGGACCCAAACAAUCCAAACUAUUAUCAGCCGUUGUGAGAUUUUCUUGUACUGUGGCCACAUGGAUUGGGAGUUAUAGGAGGAUCAAAGCAUGGUUGCCAAAGCACCAAUCCAUGCAGUUGAAGAGCAGCACAACACAGAUCCAACACAUUAAUGGAUUGCCAAUAGAUUGGCAGGAGCAUAUGGGUAAUAGUGUGCACCUGCAGCUGCUCUCAAGGGUUCCCCACUUCAACAAGAUUUGGAAACAGUAUGAAUUAGACUAUAGAGAUGGAGGAAUACCUGGUCUCAGUGUCAAGAGCUCAGUGAAAAACUUUCAACUGAUGUUGGAGAACAAUGGAAGGCAGACAAUACUACAACUAGGGAGGGUAGGGAAAUCAAAGUAUGUGAUGGACUAUAGGUAUCCACUAACUGGCUACCAAGCAUUUUGCAUUUCCUUGGCUUCCAUUGACUCAAAGCUUUGCUGCAUGGUGUAAUCUAAAGUUCCACCUCGGACCUUAUACCUUAACUUUUUGUUUAACUUCGUUUGAGUCUUUAGCAGAGUCCUCAUGCCAAUUAUAUGGGGAAUUAGGUUAUUAGGGGGAAACUUAUAAGUAGCAGAUAAGUAGUUUGAAG
Cuscuta campestris is the source of this 1246-nucleotide messenger RNA. The record is from the annotation of a GenBank genome assembly. NCBI's taxonomy places the organism in Eukaryota, Viridiplantae, Streptophyta, Magnoliopsida, Solanales, Convolvulaceae.